Guyanagaster necrorhizus is the source of this 1053-nucleotide messenger RNA. RefSeq lists its product as uncharacterized. The record is from RefSeq and is a predicted model, not a curated record. Lineage: Eukaryota; Fungi; Basidiomycota; Agaricomycetes; Agaricales; Physalacriaceae. Bases 410 to 955 code for a protein of 181 amino acids. The transcript has 6 exons.
UAUGUAAUUAAUUCAGCCUUUGUGCUUACCAUGUCUGGCCGAUUCAUCGAUGAUCCAUCCGUUUCCAUCGCUUUCGACGGCUUGCUAAACUUUAUACCACAAAACGUCUUCUGGUUGGGAAUUAGGCAGUCUCAACGAUAUUCCCGUGGCGCUUAAGGGAUUACUUGGGUCUGACUUCCAUUAUUCUACUCCGUGUUUCUCGUAAUGAGUCCUUAUCCGCUGUGACGUCUUUUGUUUCAAGGUUAAAUGGCGAUUGGUGGGGGUGCUAUCAUUACAAAAAAUGACAAAUCGAAUUCACGAUUGGGCGUAUAUAAAUGUGAACCCCUCCCUAGUCUGUCGUUGUUCUAGCCACCUGGAAGCCACCAGCAGUCAUCUCCCCCGUCCCGCCCUGCGAAGUUGAGCUGUUGUCAUGCCUGAAAAGAAAGAUGAAGUCGUAAAGUCCCCCUUCAAGGUUUUCGUCACCUCCCCAAGACGCAUGCUUUAUGCUAUCGCGUUUUUCCUCGUCUUUGCUUUGACUUCGUCGGAACUUGGUCUCGUUUCGCAGCAGCUUCAUAAUGGUGGUAACAACUACGCCAACUACCCUGGCAUGGAGUACAAGCAUGCUCUCGGCUUGCUUCUCUUCAGCUGUGUCUUCACCUACCUAUACCUUAUUGGACAUCUAUAUGUCUCUGGCGUCGGCCUGAUCACCUUCUUCACCUUUGUCGGCGCUGUAUUCUGGGGAACCGGCGCAGGUGUUAUAUUCCAAGUCAGCCCCUUCCGGUCGUACAAUUGUGGCAACCCCGCGGACUCGUUCUCGCCAAACUGGGCGCGGUUCGCCAAUCAGUGUUCAAGGAUCGUGUCUAUCCAGGGUAUCGCAUGGGCGAACUGGGGCCUGUUUGUCUUCCUAUUCUUCGGAAUGCUUAUUCACAAGCUCGAAAUCAAGGCUAGGCCUAAUGUGACGUUCUACGGGCCGUAGAUAUUCCUACUCGCGCGAAAGUCCGCGGGAACUCAACAUACAACGUUAAUGAUUCAUGUCGCAUGACCUUUAUCUUACUUCACUCUUGUCACUAGUAG